This is a messenger RNA of Schistocerca gregaria, 3533 nucleotides long. RefSeq names its product tRNA (uracil-5-)-methyltransferase homolog A-like. The transcript is spliced from 11 exons. Gene Ontology annotation, biological process: RNA processing. The record is from RefSeq and is a predicted model, not a curated record. Lineage: Eukaryota; Metazoa; Arthropoda; Insecta; Orthoptera; Acrididae. Gene Ontology annotation, molecular function: nucleic acid binding; RNA methyltransferase activity. Bases 215 to 2071 code for a protein of 618 amino acids.
AUAAGAAAAACAAUAAGAUGGUGAGCUGUAACACUUCAUACACUUUGAAAUACUAAUUUUUAUAUAAGGUAUAGGUUUACAGUUAGGUUAGUAUAUACAAGGUUGCGUCAAAGAGUUGGCACCAAUGGAACGUGUCUGAGAGUCUUUGGAAUUGUUUGUUUAUAUCAGAAUUGUCAGCGUGGUAGGACGUGAAUGUUUUGGUUUGGAAAAGGUUAUGGCUGAGGAAACAAAUGUCAUUCUGGAAGAUGUACCAGGUGGCAAGCAGGAAGAGGAGCAACCACCAAAUUUAAAUAAUGACAAUAACAAUGGUGAAAAUGUUGUUGCAGCAGCUCCAGUUAUCCCUUUGAACCCAUAUGCAUAUCUGGAAAGAAAUGAGUUUACUUCUGAACGGUUCAAAAUAGAAGUUAGAGGACUACCUAAAUACUAUGGAAUUGGUGAAUUUAAAAAACUCCUGAAUGAUAAACUGAAACUUUCAACAACAAAACUGAAACCUCCAGCUAGAGGAAGUCGAUGGAUAUAUAUCUGCUUUCGAACAGAGGAAGAUAAAAAGAAAGCUCUGGAAGUUCUGAGUGGCUACAACUGGAAGAACAGCAUAUUAAGUGCACAGGAGGCGAGAGCUGCACCUGAUCCACUGGUACAGAAGAGAUCAUUGCAGCUGGAAACAGAUGAUGUUGCUGCUAAGAAAGUAAAGCUCACCUCUGAAACAUUGACUGAAAUGUUGAAAAAAUCUACAACACCAUGGUGGGACAUACCGUAUGAGGAACAGGUGAACCGGAAGCUGGAAAGCAUGCGCCAGUUGCUCACGCGUCUGGGCCGUGAUAUGGUACGCUGUAACCCAGCACUGGGUUCAUGGCUGAAGAAGCAGCAAAGUAUGUACAAUGGAUUACCAUGUGAGCUGCUUGGUUGUCGUUCUUCUCCUCAACAGGACAGCUACCGCAAUAAAUGUGAAUUCACCAUUGGCAGAAACCCUGUAACAGGUGAAGGAACUGUUGGCUUCCGAGUGAGCAGUUAUGCUCAGGGUAGCACUGCUGUAGGACCAGUUGAUAGUUUAAUACAUAUCCCUCAGCGCAUGAAGCUUGCUGCACAGGUUUUUGAGCAAUUUGUACGGUCAUCAAAACUUCCUGUAUUUGAACCAGAGCACCAAUCAGGGCAUUGGAGGCAGCUGACAUGUAGAUUGUCUAUGUCAAAUGAUCAGCUAAUGCUUGUUGUUGGAUUACAUCCACAACAACUUAGUGCAGAGGAACUGAACGAUGUGAAAACUGAGCUGAAAGAAUUUUUCAUGCAUGGAGGAGGGAAAGAUUGCAAUGUAACAUCACUUUACUUUCAACUGAUUUCCAAAAGGCAGGCGGGCACUGAUCCCACUCCCCCAGAGCUCCUGUUGGGUGUCUCUCAUAUUGAGGAAAGUAUCUGUGGAGUCACUCUACGCAUUUCACCAGAAGCCUUCUUUCAGGUUAACAGCGCUGCUGCCGAAGUACUGUAUGGUGCGGUAGAAGAGGUGGCCCAACCUACUAGAGAUACAUCUCUUUUGGAUGUAUGUUGUGGUUCAGGAGCUAUAGGACUUUGUCUGGCUAAGAAAUGUGGGCAAGUACUAGGUGUAGAGCUGAUUACACGUGCUGUGGAAGAUGCCCGUACCAAUGCAUCCAUCAAUUCUGUGGAGAACUGUGAAUUCUUCUCAGGUGCAGCAGAGGAGAUUUUGUCUUCAGUUAUUCGUCGUGCUACCUGUAAAGACCUUUUGGCUGUUGUUGAUCCUCCUCGUGCUGGCUUACACCAGAAAGCAAUCAAGCUUAUUCGCAGGACGGAGGCAUUAACACGAAUGGUGUUCCUGUCCUGUGAUCCACAAGCAGCCAGAGAAAACUUUUUGUCACUAAGUCGACCUGCCUCCAAAACAUACUGGGGUGAUCCUAUAGUACCAGUAAGAGCUGUUGCUGUUGACAUGUUCCCACAUACACCACAUUGUGAACUUAUAAUAUAUUUUGAGCGAUACUGUGAUGUUAAUACUACACCUGCUGCACCUGAAGAUGAUGAAGCUAAGCCUCAUGUCACAGUGGAUAUGAACCUAAAAGACAGUUGAUUGUGAAUUAUUUCUAAAGCCAGUUGUUAUAAAUAGAUUAUUUCAAAUUCUCUUGUAUUACAUGAUCAAUACUAAGAAAUCUGAGAUGCUUCCUGCUGCGUGGAUGUGCCUCUGUCAGUUGGAAAAAAUAAAAUGUCAGCUCCUGUACACAAAAGCUGUGUGUCAGACUAUAACAUGAAAGAGUCAACUGUGUUAUUGUUAUGUUGUUGUUAUUGUGGUCUUCAGUCCUGAGAUUGGUUUGAUGCAGCUUUCCAUGCUACUCUAUCCUGUGUAACCUUCAUCACCCAGUACUUACUGCAACCUACAUCCUUCUGAAUGUGCUUAGUGUAUUCAUCUCUUGAUCUCCCUUUACGAUUUUUGCCCUCCACACUGCCCUCCAAUACUAAAUUGGUGAUCCCUUCUUCUGGUCAAGUUGUGAUACAAACUUCUCUUCUACCCAUCUAAUCUUCAGCAUUCUUCUGUAGCACCACAUUUCGAAAGCUUCUAUUCUCUUCUUGUCCAAGCUAUUUAUCGUCCAUGUUUCACUUCCAUACACGGCUAUACUUUCAGAAAAAGACUUCCUGACACUUAAAUCUAUACUUGAUGUUAACAAAUUUCUCUUCUUUAGAAACCGUUUCCUUGCCAUUGUUACACUUAGUUAAAUCACAGAGUGGUACCAAAAUUGCAUCUCCUAAGAUGUGAAGAAUCCGUAACAAAGCUUUCACUUACAUUUACAUUUUAGUACACAAUAAGUAUCUUUUAUCUGCACUUCACCUCAUAAUGCAACUGAUAUUUUGCAAUUUUUGCCAUUUGUGUGGUUAGUACAUCAAAAACUGCUGUCCCUGUAUGAUGUGAAAACUUCAAGUGCACCCCUGGUUCUACUAUAAAGAAAUUCUAUAAUUUCUGAAAUGCCACCAUAUUUGCUUUUAGUGUUUCAUGCACUAUUGCAACAUUAGCAUUUGUGCCAUAGGAACAGGUUAAAAAUAACAUUUUUGUAGGACUCUUGUUAUUCUUCAUGGCAAUUAAAUCAUUGAUGAUAACCAAUGAUUAAAUCACCAUACCAACUUACAAAGUCCUAUGAGAACUUUAUUUUUUGUAAAUUUUUCUGAAAUAACAUGAAAUAAUUUUUUAAGUGACAACAAAUAUUCACUUAGAAAUUUUCAACUAUGAAAUACUUCUAAAAUCAGAAGAAUUAAUAUGCACAUCCUUGUCAAAACUGUUGUACUGUCUGAUGAUUUGCAAUUGUGAAAUUAAUUUUUACAAACAAAAUUGAGACAUUCAUGAUAUUUAUCUUUUAUUGAUUACAAUGUCAAAAACAGAGCAUUUUGCAGCCCAGCAUCUGUAUGUGUGCUUCAGGUACUCAGUGUGGACAUAUCGAAUUACCAGUGAUACAUAGAUACCUGCAUCAAAUAAAUUGAACUUACAUGCCCCCUCCCCCAUGAACCAUGGACCUUGCCAUUGGUGGGGAGGCUUGCGUACCUCA